UUGAUAACGUUUUGUCACGAAUGUUAAUGUAUCUGGCGCAGUUUUACGUUUCACUUCUUAUUAUCACAGAUCACUGCAAUUUUGUUACUUAUUAAAUGUCCCAAUUUUUGGACAAUACCUAUUGUGAUUGCUUAAAACGAGAGUAUUGACCGAAUAGUAGUAUUGAAAACGAGAACACGACUUCUGAAGAAACGACAAAUAUUACAAACGAUGCUUGACCAAGAAAAUCAGCCCAAUUUACCUAAUGGAACAGAAUCAAACAGAUCAUUUCAAGAUAAAACAAUUCUAAGCAAAAAAGAAAUUUCCGAUCAUCAUUUUACUAAUCAAGACGAAUGUUUGGAUAUAUCACUUGCGGGAUUUAAUGUUUCUCAGCUCGCAAAUAAGUUGGAACGUUUGGCUCUAGCCACACCACAAACUAUAAAGAAAAAACCAGAAAAUAUUGUUAUUGAGGAAGACUUUGAUUCGAAAGAACGCCCAGGUUCAGCGGAUUCUGAUAGUGGAAAACCAGUGACGUCCAACAACAGCUCUAUUUAUAGAUCUUUCGUUGCCGACAGUGUCGAAAACCAAGAAUUGGAGUUGUCAGUGACUUCGGGUUAUGAAAAUACAAAUGAAAAUUGUAACAAUAUCGAAUUGUUUCAUGAAAAUUUAGCUUCAGUGAAUUUGGAUUUGGUUAGCUCUGAUUUUGACGAGUCUAACCACUUCAUUAAUACAUCACAAUUGUCAAAUCAUUCGCUGUUAGAAAACACAUUAAACAAAUCAUCCGAUUCAAACAGUUUAAGCUUCAGAAAAAAUACAUCUAUGGAUGGUUUGGAAGCAGAAAUCAAACUCCAGCAACUAAAUACCACUGAAACCAAUGCUAAAAAUUCUAGCGAGGCAGGGCCGGUAAUUGCUGAAGGAUUUACGUCAGCAGUCGGAUUUAAUUUCGAAGAUUUAGAAGCUCUUGAAGCGGUGAGAUCAUUAAACGACGAAGAAAUAAGGAGACUUACCAUAGCCAGAAAAUCGUUGUAUCAGGCAUUCGAUCCAAUAGUGAAAAAAUCUAAUCAAGAAUCUAAUUCUCGAAGAGAAGCACUCGAAAAUACCGAAGUAAUGGACAAAACGAUAUUGGGCUCACCACAAUCUGAAGGUUCUAACAAGACACUAAAUGUAUCGGAUCUUAAUAUUAGUCAAACUUACACUAAAGAUGAAAAAAAUAGUCCUAAUUCUAAACUUGGUGACAGAGAGAAAUUUUACCAAGAAAAAAUUGAAAAGUUAGAAUGUGAAAAUAAGAACUUGAGAAAUGAUGUUUUGGCAGACAAAGAAAAAAUCAAAAGUCUAACAACUUCGUUGAUAACUGUGACAAAAAGCAAAGAUCAACUCAGUACUGUGAUUGGAGAGUAUGAGAAAACCAUUUCGGACAUGGUAGCUAAGAAAGAAGAUGUUCAUAAAGAAUACGAAGCUCGCAUUGCAUAUAUUGAAGACGAACGAGCAAAAAUGGAAAGACAUCUACAAAACUCUGAAAUGGCGUUCAACGACGUUCAUGAAAAAUAUAAUUCUUCGAAACAAGUAAUAGAAGCCAUGAAAGAAAACGAAACUAAAUACAAAACUUGCAUUAUGGAGUUUGAAGAAUCCCUGAAAAAAUAUGAAGACAAGUAUAUGAGAUUAAAAAUGCAUGCCACUGAGCAAAUGGAAAAAGCCACUGAAGAGAUAAACGAAAAAGAACGGGUAUUCGAAGCUGAAACGUCCAAAAUGAGAAUAAUGAUCAAACGCCUUGAAGUCAAAGUGAGAUCAUUGCAAGAAUCGCUGGAAAGGAAAGAUGUGGAAAAUGCAGAGCUGACCAAUCUUUGUGAUGAACUUAUCGGAAAACUGGAUAGCAAAUAACAUUUAAAAUAUAUAUUUAGAAUAAGAUUUUAACUUUCCAAAACUAGAUUAGUUCGCCCUAUUUUAAGUUAACUUUAUAUGAUGUAUAUGGCUAUUAAUAUUUUUUUUUUCUGAUAAAACUAAACAUCUUUGUAUUUAAAACUAAUAAAUCCUUUUCUAUGAUAUUA
Adelges cooleyi (spruce gall adelgid) is the source of this 2024-nucleotide messenger RNA. RefSeq names its product transforming acidic coiled-coil-containing protein 1-like. The transcript is spliced from 11 exons. NCBI's taxonomy places the organism in Eukaryota, Metazoa, Arthropoda, Insecta, Hemiptera, Adelgidae. Gene Ontology annotation, cellular component: cytoplasm. Bases 211 to 1857 code for a protein of 548 amino acids. Gene Ontology annotation, biological process: cell population proliferation; mitotic spindle organization. The record is from RefSeq and is a predicted model, not a curated record.